Molecule: messenger RNA, 1140 nt
Organism: Eimeria acervulina
Lineage: Eukaryota; Apicomplexa; Conoidasida; Eucoccidiorida; Eimeriidae
Product: AGC kinase, putative
Exons: 2
Coding region: 1-1140 (379 amino acids)
Biological process (GO): protein phosphorylation
Molecular function (GO): protein serine/threonine kinase activity; ATP binding
Source: RefSeq, a predicted model, not a curated record
AUGGGUGGCUGUCGUAUAGACUCUCUGGUGUCGGGCAGCAGCACGCGUCCGUCUGUUGUAGACGAAGGAGCAGCACAUGAGUCAUCGGAUAGCGAGCAGCAGCAGCAGCAGCAGCAGCAGCAGCAGCAUUUGAGUAGCGAGGUGCUGCAUAUGGUAAGAGAAGAGCUGCAGCAGCGGAAGCUACAGAUUCAAGACUUCGUCUUCUACGGUACUGUGGGCACCGGCUCCUUUGGACGUGUUUGUAUCGUCGAUUUACAGCAGGCUGAGGAGUGGUAUCCGCCUAUGGCGUUAAAAAUAUUAAGCAAACAAAAAGUUAUUACUAUGAAACAAGUUGAACACGUCAAAGACGAACGCAGAAUACUCGCACAGCUCAGCCACCCUUUCAUCGUCAACCUACUCGCAUCGUUUCAAGACGAAAAGCGUUUGUUUCUGUUGAUGGAGUAUGUAAACGGCGGGGAGUUAUUUAGUUAUUUGCGUAAGCAGAUAUCAGUGCCAGUUGAGCAGGCUCGAUUAUAUGCAGCUGAGAUAACAUUAGCUUUUCAGUAUCUGCAUGAAAGGAGUAUAGUUUAUAGGGAUCUUAAGCCAGAGAACCUUUUAAUAGAUGCACAGGGCCAUAUUAAGAUUACAGACUUCGGCUUCGCGAAGGUUGUUGUCGGGAGAACGUGGACAUUGUGCGGUACUCAUGAAUACUUAGCCCCAGAGUCUAUAACAAGAAGAGGACAUGGUUUACAAGUAGACUGGUGGGCUCUAGGCAUUCUUCUCUUUGAGAUGUUAGCAGGGAGACCUCCUUUUGUUGAUGAUACACCUUUAGGUAUAUAUAAAAAAAUCAUCGCCGGUAAAAUCGAGUUUCCUGCACUCUUUGAUUGUUCUGCUAAGUCUCUUAUUAAAAGGCUGCUUAUUCAUGAGCCUAAUAAACGCUACGGCUGUCUUAAGGAUGGUGCUGAAGAUGUUAAAAACCACAAGUUCUUUAGAGGGAUUGACUGGGAGCUCUGUUAUCAAAGAAAGAUUAGACCCCCUUAUAAACCUAAUAUACAAGGACCCAGAGACAGCAGCAUGUUCGAUACUUACGCAGAAUCUACCGAGUCCUCAGCGCCUGUUAUUGACUCUGCUACUCAGCAGGCUCUCUUUCACAACUUCUGA